This is a messenger RNA of Vavraia culicis subsp. floridensis, 1986 nucleotides long. RefSeq lists its product as uncharacterized. The record is from RefSeq and is a predicted model, not a curated record. NCBI's taxonomy places the organism in Eukaryota, Fungi, Microsporidia, Pleistophoridae. The transcript has a single exon. The coding region runs from base 1 to 1986 and encodes 661 amino acids.
AUGUUGGAUUUCUUCAAGCCUCAGCACCACAUUCUCAUUCAGAGGAUUUACCGUCCAAACGGCCACAUGGACGACCAAAAGCUCUCAUAUUUCAUCUACCACCUGCAACUUAAACCGGAGAAGAUAGCAAGCAGCAUUGAAUACAUAACGAAACGUGGUAUACGGGAGAUACGGCAAUAUAGAAAGAUUGAUGUGACAUGCGCCAUACUCACAGAACUUGUUAAGCAUUUUUAUAACAGAUCAGUUCAACACGAGACGGUGCUGCUCAAGAAUAUGGCAGAUUUGUUGGAGGAGUUGGUACGGAACGAUAUCUAUGUGGCGUGUUUUCGGGAGUAUGUGCUGUUGUGCUGCACACACGUGAGUAUAAGGACGUACAAGGGGGAUGAGGGUGUUAACAGGAUGUUGGAAAUUGUAUGUGGCAACCUGUUGGUGCCAAAGACGUACGGCAUUACAGGCGUAGAUGGUAGCAACGGCAUAGAAAGUGUCAAGCAGAGAAGGGAUGUGAUCAACAAUUCACGGACCAUAGCGAACACCGAUAGCACCAGCAACGUGGAUGACACUGGUGCUUGCAGUUUUCUCAGUGCUUGUCCUGUUGCUGACCACCAUACUGCUGGUGCUAGCAGCUCUGCCGGAAAUCUUAGUUCCGUUGCUGUCGGCAGCACGGACAGUAACGACGUGACAUGUAGCAGUGUUGUGAUUGGCACAGCAAAGACCAAAGAGGUUGCAAACAGCCGUACAGCCAGCGUGUUUGAAGCUAAAGAAUCUUUCUUUCUGGCGAUACUGCACAUAUUUAUCGCACACAACGACCUGUUCAACAAGGACAACUACAGAAAAAGAUUCAAAAUUGUUUUAAAUCCGCUUCUCUACAACUUCACAUUCCUCGAGUACCGCUCGGUCCUCAAAGACAUGGCAACAGGCCUCAACGCAAUCAAUAUAAGCUCAUUCAUAAACUUAUUCGUGGUCUAUUCUCUCAAAUACGAGGUAAACUCGAUUAAGUUUCUGCUAGAGAACGUGAAACACCAUGAUGUGAUUAUAAACGAACUGAACAAGUUGAUAAGUGUGGAGCGGAACAUUGUUCUCUUCCUGUUCUACAUCGAGGUGAUAAAUUGGAUGGAAGGUGUUUACAAUGUGCACGAGAUGAGCAGAUUCGUAUUUAACGUGCUCAAGGUGUACUUGGAGCAGGAUGUGCGCAGGAAGCCCAUCAGAAGGAUAAAUAGAGAUGCGGAAGGUACGGAUAUGAUGAGCAUGGCCACAAGAUACGAUGCGAUUUGUGAUACCUCGCUUGUUUGUGGGCAGUUGAGUGCCUCAUCACGAACCGAUGUUGUCGAGGAGUUGUACAAACGACGAAGCGUAAGGAAUAACAGGUUCUAUCCCUGUAUAAAAAGGUAUGUGGAUGCAUUUCUCUCCAAAACACUGCUUAAGGCCGAUGUGCUUUACUUUUUUUUGAAGCAGUCCUUUCAGUACGAUUUUUCUCUCUCCGAAAAGACCAUGACGGUGUACAGCAGAGAUUUUCAAGAUCUCAUACUCUCGUUCGUAUUGAACACCGAGGUAGAGGUAAAUUUGAAAAUGCUUAACCUACUCUUGCACAUAUCUGAAGAGAUACAGCGGUUUAAAGACACGAUAUUCGACAUAAUAGGCAAAUCUAAGCUGUGCACCUACACGGUGGACAUGAGAGGAAGGCACGCAAUCAUGUGCAGGAUUAGAAUAUUGUACGCCAAAACAUUCGAUGCCAGACUCAAGCAUGUGCUUGAAUUGGAUGGUGAGGAGCGAUUGGUGAAUGAAAGGCUGUUUGCUGCAGUAGAGGCGGUAAAAAGCGGCAGCGCGCCAACAAAUGGAUAUAACAUGGACAACGACGUGAUGGAUUACGAGUGCUACUUUGGAAAGAACAGGAGCUACGCCAACAGCCUGAAGAGCAGCCUCAAUUUUGAGAACAUCAGUUCAAAAAGACGAUCUUUCCUCAGAAAUAUGGAUGUGACCAAAGAUUGA